This is a messenger RNA of Thermothielavioides terrestris NRRL 8126, 657 nucleotides long. RefSeq lists its product as uncharacterized. The record is from RefSeq and is a predicted model, not a curated record. Bases 1 to 657 code for a protein of 218 amino acids. Lineage: Eukaryota; Fungi; Ascomycota; Sordariomycetes; Sordariales; Chaetomiaceae. The transcript has 2 exons.
AUGACCGUCCCCGUGGUUUUGGCAACCGUUGCCGCGUGCGGCAGUCUCGUGACCUCGCUCAAGUCGGGCUGGGAACUGCGGCGGAUGAUCCAGAGGAAGCAAGAGGAAAGGGAGUGCGACGAGGAGGCCCCCUACGUCUUCCGGAGGUUGCGAAGAGCAUACUAUGAGGGCCUUAUGAACAGCGCCGAGUAUGAGCACUGGUACGAGAAGUUCCUGCUGGCCAAGGUCGAGAAAGACUUGGCCGCCAUGCGUAAGAUCCGCGCGCACCUGAGGAUUCUGGAGAACGGGGCCCCGGUGGCACCUAACCAGCGAUCGAGAGACAUGGGGCAGGGCAGGCGGCGAUACUCCGUCUCGUACGCCGACAGCCCGCCAUACGUUGACUUUCCGCAGACUAGGGCCAGCCUCGAAUACUACCCGGAUCGGCGCGCCAAUGUCGGGGCGCGGCCGGAUCAGUUCGUCCGCCUCGACCGGCUGGAAACAUACAGCCGCGCCUCAUCCGAGGCUUCGUCGUCCAGAGGGCGGAGCCGGAGCACCUCGGUGCGGCACGAAUCCAGGGGCCGGUCGGCGAGACGGUACGACAGCUACGACAGCGGCAGCGAUAGCAGCGACUACUAUGCGGAGAGGCGGCACAGGCGCGGUAGGAGCUUGAAUCGGUAG